This is a messenger RNA of Phalaenopsis equestris, 1220 nucleotides long. RefSeq names its product anthranilate synthase beta subunit 1, chloroplastic-like. The transcript is spliced from 8 exons. The record is from RefSeq and is a predicted model, not a curated record. Bases 273 to 1049 code for a protein of 258 amino acids. NCBI's taxonomy places the organism in Eukaryota, Viridiplantae, Streptophyta, Magnoliopsida, Asparagales, Orchidaceae. Gene Ontology annotation, cellular component: cytosol. Gene Ontology annotation, biological process: L-tryptophan biosynthetic process.
ACCACCCCUAACAAACUCUUACUAGCAGCCAAACAGUCCUUAGCCCCUGAGGAAGCUGGAAUCUUGCAAUGGUGGAGCGUGGGGAAGAAGAGCGAAGUGAUCAAGAAUCAUAACUGAAAGGCCUCGCGCUCGCCGGCCAUUAGCAUGGAAGCUGCGACUAGACAGAAAACCCUCUCAUUGCAUCUAUAUAUACCCCCUCUUUCUUCUCCCUUCUCCAUUCUUUUUCUUGCAUUUCCCAUUCACCUCUCCCUCGCUUCCAACUCCUUCCCACGAUGACUGCCGCUGCCUCCUUCCUCCCGUCAUUUUACAAAGUCCCAUGCAUCACUGCGCCGCCUCGCAGUCUCUCAUCUCGGGGGACUUGGAAAGCGCGCAUUGGGAUCGCUGCAGUGCGGGCGGGUGUAUCGGCUGAGAGUGCUAGGGUUUCGGCCGGUGAGAAGAAAGAUGUUCGACCGAUAAUUGUUAUAGACAAUUAUGAUAGCUUCACUUACAAUCUUUGCCAGUAUAUUGGAGAGCUGGGAGUUGACUUUGAAGUAUUCCGCAAUGAUGAGCUUACUGUAGAGGACAUAAGAAGGAAAAACCCAAAGGGGAUACUUAUCUCUCCUGGACCUGGUGCACCGCAAGAUUCAGGGAUCUCAUUGCAAACUGUUGUUGAACUGGGGCCUUCCAUACCUUUAUUUGGUGUUUGCAUGGGCUUGCAAUGCAUUGGAGAGGCCUUUGGAGGAAAGAUUGUGCGCUCUCCUUCUGGGGUGAGGCAUGGUAAAAGUUCUCUUGUUUAUUAUGAUGAACAACUUGAAGAAGAUCUUUUUGAUGGAUUGUCGAACCCUUUCUCUGCAUGUAGGUACCACAGCCUUGUUAUUGAGAAAGAAACAUUCCCAGGGGACAAGCUUGAAAUCACCGCCUGGACUGAAGAUGGGUUAAUCAUGGCUGCUCGCCACAAGAAAUACAAGCAUAUCAAGGGAGUACAGUUUCAUCCGGAGAGCAUCAUCACCCCAGAUGGCAAGAUCAUGAUCCUCAACUUCAUCAAGUUUGUAGACAAGUUUCUGGAAUAAUUGUGCAAAAAUGAAAGGUAAAAAUCAGAAGGUAUGUCUAUAAAUUGGCUUGUGGUGGCUUAAAGAUGUUCAUCGAGUGUCGAUGUCUUCUCAAAUCUUCGUUUCAGUUGGAAUUUGGACAAACCUUGCGCUUCAUUCUAUAGAGUUAAUGAAAACGAUUCAUUUUCUUUG